This is a messenger RNA of Annulohypoxylon truncatum, 1288 nucleotides long. RefSeq lists its product as uncharacterized. Lineage: Eukaryota; Fungi; Ascomycota; Sordariomycetes; Xylariales; Hypoxylaceae. The coding region runs from base 334 to 1248 and encodes 304 amino acids. The transcript is spliced from 2 exons. The record is from RefSeq and is a predicted model, not a curated record.
AAGUUCCCGAGAUCCUCCACCAACCAACGACUUGGAGACGCCGGUCAUGAGGUUGAUCAUAACAGCAAGGAUAUUAAUCACAGGCACGACCCGAAGGCUGGACGAAGAUGCAUAUUUUGGGGAUCUGGGAUGCGUCAUCGUGCUACGUCGUGACUAUGAUCUCGUAUUAUCCACCUGCACUUAUGCAAUUCGAAAUAAGGGAUUCUCCAAACUUUCGUCCGUCUAUAGUACAAAUAGGUCACCAUUUCCGUCUCCGUCUCCGCAAAACCUAAAGCCCCCCGGAAGAACUUUCUCUUAAACAUUCCCAAACGGAGGGGAAUAUUUUCAGGGAUCAUGCGCAAGUCAUCUAGAGCCGCGACCGCGUUUUUCGUAUCUGACCUUUUCGCCGGGGUCACGGCCCUCGUUGGAUGGCCCGGAGGUGGUACGUUGGUAACCGGCAGCGCCGUGCAAUUCGAUAGGACGACCUGGGAGCGGAACCUUGCUACGCCCAACGCGACCGGUUCCUACGCGGUCACCGGAUUCGACAUCUCGCAAAAGUGGCCGAGCCAGAAAGUCGACGGAUGGACUCUCUCGGUGAACGUUAGCAGCGACUUGCCGGACUCCGAAACCAUCGAUUCCAGCAACGCGACGGGGCAGACCUUCACCGGCACGAGCAUCUUCCUCAAGGGGCCCGAGAGCAUCCAGACCGCCUUCACGAACCAAUCCGCGGUCGACGACACCACGUGGAAGAUAUGCGUGGCCGUGAUCCCCAACGGCCCGCAGGAGGAGGCGUCGACGGCGGACAACGGCACCUGCGGCUACCUCUCCUCUCAAUGCAUUGCCGAUCUGCAGCAGGCCUACGCCGACAAAUUUCCCGGCAAUACGGACUGCUACGGGACCCCGCCGUCGACGCCGUCGAGCUGCGGCAGCUCCGUCAACACGGCUAACUUCGAAGUCCAGCAGUUCCCGCUUACCUCCGCGAACGGGACGGAGAUCUACGUCACGGCGUCGGCGAGCCACGCCGCGGCAGACGAGACGGCGUGGACCAACGCCACCCGACAGGCGUGGCCGGUCCUGACGCUGUGGGGCUGGAACACGCGCGCGAAAGCCCCCUCCGGCUCCGAGCCGACGGUCCAGCUGUCGUGCGUCCGCGCCAAGACGGUUGAGCAAGGGAGCGAAUCCCCGUCGUCGUCGGGAUCGCCGGUUCGCGGGUCGGCGGCCCUCGCCCUCGCCCUCGCUGCUUUGACGGCGUUUUGCGCUUCGAUUUGAUCCCCUCACUCACUCACUCACUCACUCACUCACUCACUCA